This is a messenger RNA of Amblyraja radiata (thorny skate), 4048 nucleotides long. RefSeq names its product Krueppel-like factor 12. Bases 275 to 1618 code for a protein of 447 amino acids. The transcript is spliced from 9 exons. The record is from RefSeq and is a predicted model, not a curated record. NCBI's taxonomy places the organism in Eukaryota, Metazoa, Chordata, Chondrichthyes, Rajiformes, Rajidae. Gene Ontology annotation, biological process: regulation of transcription by RNA polymerase II. Gene Ontology annotation, molecular function: RNA polymerase II cis-regulatory region sequence-specific DNA binding; DNA-binding transcription factor activity, RNA polymerase II-specific.
GCGUUGCCGCAAGGGUGGGGCUAGGGGCAGGCUGCUGGAUCCGACAGGCAACUGGGCAAGGUCGGCCUUUUCAUUUAUAUAGAUAUAUAUAUGUAUGUGUACAUUAAAUCAACCUCCAGCCGCCCUGCCCACCUCCGCGCGCAAACACACACCCAGUCCCAGGCCAUGAGAACAAGCUCCCGCCUGGAAGCACAGUGACCGAGGCAGCGACCGAGGGAGGAGGCAGCAGGCAGCGAGGAGCGGCCGCGGGCAGCCGAGCGACGCCAGCAGCACCAUGCACUCGGAGGUGGAGAAAUUUUCCACAAAUUCAACAUCUAUUCUGGAGUUGUAUCGUUCACAUGGAGAAAAUCUGGAGCAAAAGAGCGAGAGCUCUGUAGGCACUGGCGAUGUGGAGUACAGCAGUAUGCUAAUGCUUGAAGGAAUGCCAGCUAUACGAAUCAAAACAGAGCCGGUGGAACCUGGGGAAGGGGUUUCAUCUGCCCAUGGACUCUCAUCAAAGUGCCAGCCUCCUGUGGCGAAUAAGCUCUAUACAGUCCCAGCUUCUGAAUGUGAGGGGCCGGAAUCAGUCCCAAUGUUGAUAAAUAAUGUGAAAAUGGAAUCGUCUAUGUUGCUUGAUGAUCUGAAGAAAGAUUCACCGGUGUUACUCAGCACCAUUAAAAUGGAACCACCAGAGGAACUGCUUUCAAAUGAUGAUAACCAGCCACAGACAGAACCUGUUGAUCUGUCCUUAAAUAAAUCUAGGACCUCGCCCAUAGCGCCACUAGUUACAACGCCAUUUCCGGUUAUAGCAGCCUCUUCGUUUUCUUCUUUGAACAACUCAUCUAUGAGAUCAAUCAACAUUACUUCAGCCAUCCCAGCAGUGUUAUCGCCAGGUUCCAUCUUGGCCUCCUCCCAGGGGGUUGGUGGCCAGCAGAUUCUGCACGUCAUACACGCUGUGCCCUCAAUCAGUUUACCUAGGAAAAUGGGCAACCUCCAACAUCUGCCUGUGGUGGUCCAGUCAUUGCCUGUGGUCUACACGGCUGUGCAACCUGAUGGCAUCUUGUCAUCAAUCACUGUCCCUCUCAUUGGGGAUGAUGGAAAAAGUGAAGGUGCAGUGAGAAUCGAUCAGAGUCCCAUGUCCCCCACGGAGACUAAAACUGACAGUGAGGAAGAUGAUGAUUCCCCCAACAUAUCAUUUGACAGUGUUCAUGAGAGCAACUCUACCAUCCUCAAUGUGUCGGGGGCAAUGAGAGAGGAGGACUCGGUUUGGCCUAUUGAUCCGGCCCGGCUGCUGGAAGAUCCGUUUGGUGCCCAGAGUUUGCACGGAAUACGACGAUUACCGAGGUCUGAGUCACCUGAUGCAAAAAGGAGGCGUGUCCAUCGGUGCGACUUUGAGGGAUGUAAUAAAGUGUAUACGAAGAGCUCUCACUUAAAGGCACACCGACGGAUCCAUACAGGAGAGAAACCCUACCGAUGCACCUGGGAAGGAUGUACAUGGAAGUUUGCACGCUCCGAUGAGCUGACGAGGCAUUUCCGCAAGCACACCGGCAUAAAGCCUUUCAAAUGCUCGGACUGUGACCGCAGCUUUUCCCGCUCGGACCACCUUGCACUGCACCGUAGAAGACACUUGAUGAUGUGAAGGUACUUUAAGGCCAGCUUCACAUCAGAGUCCGAGCUCUGCCUCCAUCCAAUUAUUCAGCAUUGCUGAAUUCUGACAGCGCCUGCUGCAAGAUGGCACCUGUGGAUGCCAAUUCAGAGAGAAAGAAAGAGAGAGAGAGAAAGAAAGAGAGCCCACCUGCCCUCGAAGACUGAAACUGGUCAAACCAGCUUUCUUUUUGAUGUUAAGUACUGACUGCGUUUAUGUAAUUUAAACCCGACCUGUCAUUUUGUCAUGAAUUUUUCUUCUUACUUAUGUUAACACAGGGCAGAAAAAAAGCAGGCAACUUCUUAUUCACUGCCCAAAUCAUGUUAAAUUACAAUGACAAACUUGUUGGCUGAUGAAUAACACAAGAUUAUGUAAAAACAGAAUUGAGGUUGGUAUGAAUCAUUGGUGUUGUGUCUUUUAAAGAACAAAAUAUUCUUUUCACAUUGUAUCAUAUUUUCCAUUUAAUGUGAACGAUUUAAACAGUGGGAACUCCUAACAUUUUAACUGAUUUUAAUAUUCAGUUUUUAACUUCUCAGUGCUGAGGUGUAUAAAUGUUACUGAUACAAAGUGAAUUUCUUUCCUAUGUUUCAGCUGUGCAUUGCACAUGGAAACAUAAGGCAAAUCUACUUAACAAAUGAUAAACAGCUUUCCUUCCCCUGGUAGCAAUCUUCCUGGCGAAUGAAAUAAAAUCACAAUUGUGACAUAAAGCUGUGGAAUAUAUCUUUGAUCGCUGCCCCCCCCCCCCCCCCUCCCUUCUUCUCUAAGUAAUAUCUAAAUCUGGCUGCUCAGUAUGAUUUCCUGUAAUCAACCCGCUACGUUUUAUUUAGGCUUGUGGGAGGAUGUUGACAAGCCUGUGUUCUCUUUCCAUUAGUUGGUCCAGUUCUAUAAUGGUAUUUGUGAUCACAGUACCUAGUGAUAUUGUUUUCACUGUGGCAAUCCCAGUAAAGUUACAGCUCCUUCUGCACCAGGGACAAAGGCUGGUGCUGGCACCCAUACAGCCUUUGGCCCAUCACUGUUACCAACUGAUGCAUCUUCUUAAUAGCCUUAGUUGCCUACUGUGAAUUUUUCAGCUUGUUACAACAUGAAACCAUUCAGGAGUUAAGUGGUAUAAAUAAAGAGCUUAUGUACAUUGGUAAUUAAAAGUUAACUGAAUGCUUCAAUAUUAAUAAAUGGAUUUAAGAUUAAGAUUUUACUAUUCACCCCAUUCAUUUUUGUUCAGUUUGAUGAACUGUGAAGCUAGAUGCAGAUAUUUAGAGUUUUCCUCGGGCACCUGGUAUCUAUGCGUUCUAACACAUUAAAAUUGGCAGGGUAGGGUGAGGAAUUGCAGCACUAAGCAACCUGCCACCAGGCGAGGUUAAAGUUGCAGCUCUCAUAGAUUGCCAAUAUAUGAUCCGUCGGCCAUGUUGUUCUGUUUUUACAGCCCUGUGAGGUAUUGGUUUGAUUGUGUAAUCUAUUUAUCUUGCGUGGUAGUUUGUAGGUUUAAAUAAAACUCAGCCAGACCAGCGAAUCACAUUUUAAUCAGAGUAUAUGAGAGUUUCUCAAAUGGUCUCCAAGCUUUUGUUGGUGUAAGAGCGAUCUCUAGACUUUAUUAUUAAAUGACUAAUGCUGAUCAAAAACCAACAUGCACAUGUUUAAUUAACUUUUCGAUAUCUCGCUUGAGUGUACUGACCGGGAUCGGUAACUUAAAGAUGCUUUUACCGUCAUUGGGAAUUUGUAAUGACAUUACAUUGAUAACAGACACACAGUGGAACCUCAUAAACACAGUUAUGGUCUGUACAAUUAAAAAAUGAAAAUCUCAUUCCAGGAGCUCCUUUAAACUAAUUCUUUUUUUUUUUUUUAUUCCUAUCGUUUUUAAAUUUGAAAUGGGAUUGCUUUGAUCACGUUUUCAGGAGGGCAGUUACUUGCUGUACAGUGUCAUCGAGUCCAGUAUUGGGAAAACUGAUUUGAUCCACAGGAUAACUGGAAACAACCUGAUCAAGACCUUUAUCCAAUCAGUAAGAACAAGGAACUGCAGAUGCUGGUUGACAAAUGAAAGACACAAACUGCUGGAGUAACUCGGCUGGUCAGACAACACGCAGGUACCUAUCUAUGUUCUCCAGAAAUGCUGCGUGACCCGCUGAGUUACUCCAGCACUUUGUGUCUUUUUUCUUUAUCCAAUCAAUGCUCGUUGCGAUUAUUUAACUUGGCCAGUUUUCCCAAUAUGUUUCCACGAUAUUUAAACAAUAAAUUAUGGCAUUUGAGGGAGAAAAAUCCAUUCUUUCUGACUGUGUUUAAGUGGUGCUAACAGUGAGACGCUCUCGAUGUAAACUGCAAAAUUAAAAUGGAAAUUGUAUCUCAAUCUGCAUUUAUGGUGGAUUGGAUGUCCACUGAAAAGAACUGUUGUGUUAAGGUACAAUUUGUGUAAUAAAUGUUGCAUCUUUCCAA